Messenger RNA from Marmota monax (woodchuck), 942 nucleotides. Its product is annotated as olfactory receptor 4K3-like. Bases 4 to 942 code for a protein of 312 amino acids. Lineage: Eukaryota; Metazoa; Chordata; Mammalia; Rodentia; Sciuridae. Gene Ontology annotation, molecular function: olfactory receptor activity; G protein-coupled receptor activity. Gene Ontology annotation, biological process: G protein-coupled receptor signaling pathway. The transcript has a single exon. The record is from RefSeq and is a predicted model, not a curated record. Gene Ontology annotation, cellular component: membrane.
AAAAUGGAUGGAGGAAAUCAGUCUGUAGUUUCAGAAUUUUUGCUUCUUGGACUUGGCCACUCAUGGAAUAUGGAGGUCUUACUCUUCAUAAUAUUUUUGAUGCUUUACCUGAUCAUCGUCUCUGGGAAUAUCAUCAUUAUGAUAUUAAUAAUCACUGACCCUCAUCUCCAGUCCCCUAUGUAUUUCUUAUUAGCUAAUCUGUCCUUUGUUGAUAUGUGGCUUUCCUCAAUCACCACUCCUAAGAUGAUCACAGACUGUUUGAGAGAGAACAAGACCAUUUCUUUUGGAGGUUGCAUGUGCCAGAUUCUUUUUGUGCAUAUUGUUGGCGGGGGUGAAAUGGUGCUUCUGGUGGCCAUGGCCUAUGACCGCUAUGUGGCCAUCUGCAAACCACUCUACUACUCCACCAUUAUGAGUCUGCAAAGGUGCAUUGGGUUGGUGUUGACAUCCUGGACUGUUGGCUUUGUGCAUGCCAUGAGUCAAAUGGCUGUGAUUAUACAGCUGCCUUUCUGUGGUCCCAGGGAAAUAGACAGCUUUUUCUGUGACAUACCACUGGUGAUCAAGCUAGCCUGUGUAGAAUCUGAUAAUUUGAACAUUUUAAUUAAUAUUGAUACAGGAGUUGUUGCUGUAACCUGCUUUAUUCUGUUGCUGAUAUCAUACACAUAUAUUCUUUUCACUGUCCUCCAAAGCUCUAAAACUGGUGCAUCCAAAGCUCUUUCUACAUGUACUGCCCACAUCACAGUGGUGGUGCUCUUCUUUGGGCCCUGCAUCUUCAUCUAUGUAUGGCCAAUCAGCAUCACCUGGGUGGACAAAUUUCUAGCUGUGUUUUACUCUGUUAUUACACCUCUCCUAAAUCCAGCCAUUUAUACACUGAGGAAUAAAGAGAUGAAAAAGGCUUUGAAAAGAUUCAGGAGCUAUUAUAUGAGUUCCAAAGGAAAUAAUUAA